CUAGGGACUUUUAGCGUCAUUUCAGUGAGCCAAUAGCGACUUCGGGUAAGAAUUUGAUGGCAACACUAUUCAACGAAGUGCUGGCCAGGUGCUGGGAGGGAACCUCGGCUCAUUUCUGGAAGAUAUCAUGGAAAUAAUAGCAUUAACGUUCACGAUCCUUACCGAAAUUAAACCACGGUUACAACGCCACAAGAGAUUUCAGUCGGAACAAUCCAAAAACUUAGGCUGUUUGGACUUAACGUAUUUUCAUUUAGAUCUAUCAUGGAAGUUGUAGUCCAAAGACUAACGUUAGCAAUGGUGUUUAAGGUUAUAGUGUUGGUGUUAUAUUGUCACGUUAAUGCGUUGGUUUGUGGAUUUGAGAUGAAAACUAUUUAUUGCACCAUAGCAGACAAUUGCGAAUGUGACUUCAAACCAAAUAUAAGAGGGCUAGAAUGGGAUCUCUACAAGAAUCUGUACGGACAGCAUCUGGCUCAGGACAUUGUUGCGGAAGCGAUAGCAAACUUCUUACUGAAGGAGAAUCCCAUCCGGCCUCUGGUUCUCUCCUUCCAUGGCGCAUCAGGAACAGGCAAGAGCUUCGUCAGCUCGAUGCUGGCCAGACAUCUGUAUGGCACAGCCAUGGGUAGCCCUUAUAUUCACCAGUUUGUGCCCACGCUCCACUUCCCCUUACCUGAGCGACUGCAGCAGUACAGGCAUAACCUAAAACAGUGGGUGGAGGGGAACCUGACCACCUGUGCUCGCUCGAUCUUUAUCUUUGAUGAGAUGGAGAGGAUGCCCUCUGGUUUGAUCGAUGUUCUCGAGCCCUUUCUUGGCCCCUCACACGUCGUCUACCAAACCAACUAUCGCAAAGCCAUCUAUAUCUUUAUCAGCACUACGGGACAGGAGGUUCUCCACAAGGUGGCCAUCGAGAUGCGAACGGCAGGUCGUGACAGAGAGGAAAUACAACUGCAGGACGUGGAGGAGCCCCUCACGGAGGCCGUCUUCAACACCAAUAACAGUGGUUUCUACCACUCCAGGAUAAUUACUAUGAAGUUGAUCAGCAGAUACGUGCCCUUCCUGCCCUUGUGCCCGCACCAUGUUAAGCGCUGUGCCCAGAGGGAGCUGUGCCAGCGCGGAGAAUGCCACCGUGUGGACGUGGCUGAGGAGGUGAGCAGUGCCGUGUUUUAUACACCUAACGGUGGCGUCCACCACUUUUCCAGCACAGGCUGCAAACAGGUACCAGCCAAAGUUAACGUCUACCUGUGAAAACUGAACGAAUGAAAGGAAAAGACAGGUCCGAAAGAUCCUGUCCGUAACACUCGUCCGCAAGAAUCGUCUGUCAGAUCCCUGAAAUCCAUUUGGAGUCUUUGGAUCAACGUCAUGUUUGUGAAGGCGAUCUAAAUAUGCAUUGGAUUGAAAGUGAUGUCCGAGUUCAAGUGAGAUCCCUAAGGAAUCAUACCUCACCUGUGCCUCACAGCUUCCUGGACCACCAUGGGUAGAGUUCCCACGAUGCUUCUUCAGUAUACCGUGGGCACAGAGGAGAAAAUCAUUCUGAAAGACUAAACUGAACAAAAGGCUUGAACUUGAACUUUGGCUUCAGAGUUUCCCCACCAGAGAGGCACCGAUUGCCAUUUUCUAUAUCAGUUUUGUAACUUUUCUUUAGUGGAAAAUUCAAUUGUCUGUUCAUAAUAAAACCUUGGCUAUUGUUUAACUUAAA
Clupea harengus (Atlantic herring) is the source of this 1693-nucleotide messenger RNA. RefSeq names its product torsin family 2, member A (gene tor2a). Lineage: Eukaryota; Metazoa; Chordata; Actinopteri; Clupeiformes; Clupeidae. Gene Ontology annotation, cellular component: nuclear envelope; endoplasmic reticulum lumen. Gene Ontology annotation, molecular function: ATP binding; ATP hydrolysis activity. The record is from RefSeq and is a predicted model, not a curated record.